Messenger RNA from Struthio camelus australis, 1833 nucleotides. NCBI's taxonomy places the organism in Eukaryota, Metazoa, Chordata, Aves, Struthioniformes, Struthionidae. The record is from RefSeq and is a predicted model, not a curated record.
CUCCCUCCCUCAUGUCUUGCAGAUCUGCGUUGGGCCGCAAAGCCGCCUUCUCCGCGCUCUCCAUCCUCGUGGCCCUGCUGAUCGCUGGCCAGGCCGUGACUGUCUACUUUGUCUACCAGCAGAGCGGGCAGAUCAGCAAGCUGACCAAGACCUCGCAGACCCUGCAGUUGGAGUCGCUGCAGAGGAAGCUGCCCCCAAGUGCCAAGCCCAUGAACAAGAUGCGGAUGGCCAUGGUGAACAUGCCGCUGGCCAUGAGGGACCUGCCACUUGCCCCCUCCUCAGACAGGAUGCCCAUGGAGAUCAUGGGGCCCGUCAGCAACAAAACGGAGGACCAAGUCAAGCACCUGCUGCUGCAAGCAGACCCAAGGAAGAUGUUCCCAGAGCUGAAGGACGACCUGAUGGACAACCUGAAGCACCUGAAGAAGUCCAUGGCUGAUGCGGAUUGGAAGUCCUUUGAAUCCUGGAUGCACAAGUGGCUGCUGUUUGAACUGGCCAAAAACCCCCAGAAGGACGAGCAGAAGGCAAUCCCAGCGGAGAAAGUGCAAACUAAGUGCCAGGUGGAGGCCAAUUUUGGUGGUGUCCAUCCGGGUCGCUUCCGCCCCCAGUGCGAUGAGAACGGAGACUACCUUCCAAGGCAGUGCAAUGCCAGCACGGGCUACUGCUGGUGCUCCUACAAAAAUGGCACCAGGAUUGAGGGCACUGAGACUCGGGAAAAGCUGGAUUGCCCUGCCACUCCCAGAGCCUUGGAGCCAGAGGAGAUGAUCUUCUCCGGGGUGGAUGUUCUCAAGCUGGAUGCGGAGAAAGGAGCCAAGUAGAAGAGGACACCUGCAGAUGCCUUGUCCCAUCUUCAGCAUCUCCGCUCACGUUUUUGCUCUAUUUGUGCUUUUACAUUGCUCUCCCAAAGACUAUUAAUAGCAGGUAGUCCUGAGCACUUCUGCCCAGGCGUUAAUUCUCUUCCCCUACUGCAGGGUAUGAAAGUGGGUUGAUUGUCUGCGGGCUGUCUCUGGCCCUGUGCUAACAUGAUAGAAGGAGCGUUCCCUCUGCUAGAGACAAAACGUUCCCUUACAGGCAUGUCUAGCUGGAAAACUAUUUCAGCUGCAUCAGACCCAUAGCCCUUUCCCCUUUUGCUAAUUGGGUAGGAGCUGCUGAGUAUGAGCUCUUGGGGCAGCAACACCAUUGCUUGAGGGGAGGGAGCCCAGCGGGUGCCACUGUGAGGCUUGUUAGCGCUGCGUGAGGGAGCCCCACUGGCUCCUCUGCAUUUGGCGACUCUCCCAGCAGUUUCUCCACAAAGUGCCUUCUCUGCCCUCUCUAAGGUUUGUAAGCAGGGCUCCACCCCAAGUACCUCUCCCACUCAGGAGCUUAGGAAGAUGCUGUCUGCAAGAACAGCUUUCCCACUCACAACCAGUCCCAUAGCACCUUGCAGCACCCUGGCCUCAGGCAACCAGCAAGAGGGCCCAGGCAAGUGUAGGAAUCGCUCAUGGUGAAGAUGAGCCACUAACGCUUCCUCAUACUGAACAUUAGAAGACAGCAGCAAAAUGACUUCCGCAAGCUUCUUAACUGAACCCUGUAGGUUGGAACCACAUUUGAAUACUAGAUGUUAGACAACUGAAGCAUCUUUCCUAAUUUUUUUGGUAAACUGCUAAGUUUUGUAGGGAUAGAUGCUCACCUGCAGCUUUUCCCUUCAGCUUUGAAGCCAGCCAAGCAGUGGGUACUAGCCAGAACAGGAACUAAUGCUGGAGUUAGAGGGCUUUUGAUUUUUUCAAACAUAUCUGAUCUUUCCUUUAUAAAUGAACUCACAAGCUAAUUAUUUCAAAUAAACUUUUGAAUAAGAAA